This is a messenger RNA of Symbiodinium natans, 318 nucleotides long. NCBI's taxonomy places the organism in Eukaryota, Dinophyceae, Suessiales, Symbiodiniaceae. The record is from the annotation of a GenBank genome assembly.
GCAAUGGACAAACAGGAGGCAGACGCGCAGAAGGCCUACGAGAAGUUGGCUCAGGAUGCCCAGCGGAGCCGCGAGGAGUCCACGCGCAGCCUCGCUGAGAAGACGGGUGUCAGGGCCGGCCUUGAAAGGCGUCUGCUUGGGCUGGAUCAGAAGACGGCCACGAAUGCGGAAGGCCAGCAGAGCGUCGCCAAGUACUUGGAGGCGUUGCGCCAAGAUUGCAGCGGCCUCAUCAAAAACUUCGAGGAGCGAAAGCAAGCUCGAGCAGGGGAGGUCGAUCGGCUCGAAAGUGCAGGGGCGCUCCUCGGCGAGUCGAGGUAG